UUUUCUAUAUCCAUACGUUGUCAGACCUGUGGACCAUUGUUAUUUCCACACUUUUUAAUUCCAAAUUCACAACCAAUUCAUAAAAAAACAAAAAAGCAUUUUGCAUUUUGCUUUAUCACUCCAAGGAUUCAGCUGAUUAGCAACAAGAAAAAUGGCAGAAACAAAGUUGAGCAGCUUCAAAGAUCAAAGAUGGUCGCUACAAGGAAUGACAGCUCUAGUUACGGGUGGAACCCGAGGCAUUGGUCAUGCAAUAGUGGAGGAGUUAGCGGAAUUUGGGGCAAGUGUGCAUAUAUGUGCACGAAAUCAAGAUGAUAUUAAUAAAUGUUUGGAAGAGUGGAAAGACAAAGGAUUUCGCGUGACAGGGUCAACUUGUGAUUUACUAUUCUGUGACCAACGUCAAAAAUUAAUGGAAACCGUUGCUUCCGUCUUCAAUGGAAAACUCAAUAUUCUAGUAAACAAUGCUGGAAUAUUUAUUCCUAAGAACAUCAUAAAAUAUACCGAUGAAGAUAUAACAACUAUAAUGGAUACCAAUUUUGUGUCUGGUUACCAUCUCUGCCAACUUGCAUACCCACUUUUAAAAGCAUCUGGAUAUGGAAGCAUAGUAUUCAUAUCCUCUAUUUCAGGUCUGAAAGCCUUGCCUCUUUGUUCUAUCUAUGGAGCCUCUAAAGGAGCCAUGAAUCAGUUAACCAAGAACUUGGCAUUGGAAUGGUCAAAGGAUAAUAUUCGUGCUAAUGCUGUGGCACCUGGACCUGUGAAGACCUUACUUUUGGACAACGCAAUGAAAUCUGCCGAAGUGGUUAAUGCUAUAGGGGAUAUAGUGUCACAAACACCCAUUAAUCGUGUGGGAGAACCUAAAGAUGUAUCAGGAUUGGUUGCUUUUCUUUGUCUUCCAGUUGCCUCGCACAUCACUGGACAAAUUAUAGCUGCAGAUGGAGGUUUCACUAAUUAAGUUUUUUACCAUAAUUUCAAACAACUAUAAGUAAAGAGAAAAUGUUCAUUGGAUCAAGUUAGCUAAUUUUCAUAAGCUUAUAAUCUAUAAUUUGUUGCAAUAUUAACUAAUAUUGUAUUUGAAUUUGAAUCUGAAUCUGUUAUCGUAGUUCUAUUUUUGUUUUUCUCUUA
Cicer arietinum (chickpea) is the source of this 1119-nucleotide messenger RNA. Its product is annotated as tropinone reductase homolog At5g06060-like. Gene Ontology annotation, molecular function: oxidoreductase activity. The record is from RefSeq and is a predicted model, not a curated record. Lineage: Eukaryota; Viridiplantae; Streptophyta; Magnoliopsida; Fabales; Fabaceae.